This is a messenger RNA of Leptomonas pyrrhocoris, 1959 nucleotides long. RefSeq lists its product as hypothetical. The transcript has a single exon. NCBI's taxonomy places the organism in Eukaryota, Euglenozoa, Kinetoplastea, Trypanosomatida, Trypanosomatidae. The coding region runs from base 310 to 1959 and encodes 549 amino acids. The record is from RefSeq and is a predicted model, not a curated record.
GCAAAUCCUACAGCAUCUUCUUUCGUAUUUCUAAAAAAAAAUAAUAGGUUUAUACACAUCUCUGCCUCGCCGCAAGAAUUGCUUUUGCACGACGAUAUACACACCCACACUUCCACCAUUGUCUAUACAAGCAAAGGUAAAAUUCCUUUUCUCCUGUGUUUGCGCAGAGUUCUCUUCUCGAACAACGCGAAGGAGAAGGAGCAGAGGCGGGUAUUCAAGAAGUACGCGUACGCGUUUCCACUCGAAGCUGAUCAGCUUAAAAAGUCAAAGCACAGACAAACAGUAAGUCGUGCCACUUCUUCACGCACAAUGUGGUCCAUGUUUUCGCAGGACUUCACGGACUUCGCCAAGGUGUUCCAGUCCGAGUCGGCGGGCUUUGUGGAUUACUUGGGUCACAUGGCCGCCGACGUGGUCGGCCGCGGCGACGUCUACGCUGGCGAUGAAGUGCUAAAAACGACGCAGAGCAUGCCGCUGCCUAUCGAGCUGCUGCAGCGCCUGCAGGAGGCGGAGGCCACCUACAGCCUGCCGAUCCAACCAGAAGAAAAGGACGCCUUUGCGGUGUGGAGGACGGCCAACCCCCUCAGCAGCGUAAACGCGCAGCGUCGCCAGGCUGCGGAGGCGUCCGACGACCUGUCGAAGAGCGAAGGCGGCUCUCCUCCAGGCAAGGUAGGGAUGAAGUCUCCGCCGCCAAGGCCGGCAGUCAUGACACCCAACCGCCGUUCGUCAGAGUGGCCCGAUGAGCCGAACGACGAGACACGGCAGCGGCUGUUGGACUACAACGACGUCGUGUUGCAGCGGUACAUCGCGCUUGUCGGGGAUGCCGUGAGUCCGCGUUCGAGCAUUCCGGCCUCCCCAGCCACGCCAGACACGCGACGGCGACUGACCGACCCACCGUCCUCCACGAAAUUGAACGACGACGACGAUGGGGCGGCGGGUGGGAAGGCGGGCGAGGAAGGCAAGAGCAGGACGGCCGUGGGAGGGGGUGUUAAACCGCCGAUAGCGCCGUUGUCCCCCUCUCCCUCGAGGGCAGCGACUGCGACGGGCCACGUCAUUAGCGAGGACGACUUCUUUGAUCGGUACUUCUUUCGCCUCACACAGUUGCGGGUCUCGGAGGCGCAGCGUCGUCGUGAUCGGGCGGCGCUAGACUCGGCGGAUGCCUCGCCCGUGGCGGCCUCCGCGCAGCGUGCGGUGACGACCGACAACUCUGUCCAUUCCGCCACGCCGACCUCCCCGCAGUCCCCCAGCCCGUACACCAACGCCAACGACGCCAGCCGCCGGAGCAGCAGCGACGACUUUGAUGCGGUGCCGCUCUUUGCGAAGCGCAUGAUGACAGCCGCGAGCGGCUUCGUGACGAACAUCGACAACGCGCUCAACAACGUCGUGGCGGCGGAGACGUCGCAGUGCAGAGGUGCCGGUGUGAACUUCAACCGGGUGGACUCGGAGGACGAGAGCGCCAACGUGGACCCGAGCGAACUCCAGCACUUCCGUGGGACGAAGCAGAAAAUUGCGGAUCUUGAGUCGCUCGUGCAGGAGCUGCAGGAGACACUGCGCCACGAGCGUCGCCGUGUGCAGCAGCUGACGGCUGCGCUGGUGGCUCACAACGUUGAACUACCUGCGGAACUGCCUGCUUCGACAACGAGUACCCCAGCGAAGGGCGUCACGGCAACCGUGACACCGCUGCGACAUGUCGACCCCACACCGGCGCCCGGUGCGCCUGCUGCGGCUGCGAAGGCCAAAUCUGCGGAGACGUCGCGGCUUAGCGGUGGGGGUGCCUCUCCGGCAGCCUCCACUGCCGCAGCGGCUUCACGAGAGGAAGGUACCGCCGACGAGGCCGAUGCUCAUCAUUCGCCAGCGGAAGCGCGGAAGGGGAACGGCGUUAUAUCUGUCGGUAGCGAGGAGGAAGACGACGACGAGGCGUGGGUGAGCGUGAGCCCGUCCGCCGAGCAGUCUGUACCGUAG